AUGAAAAUAUUUAUGCAAAUCUUAUGCUUCCUUCUUUUACUAACCUUGUACAAAUGUGCAGUGAUCACUGGGGCCUGCGAAAGAGAUCUGCAGUGUGGAAGUGGGACAUGUUGCGCCAUCAGCUUGUGGCUCCGCGGGCUCCGCAUGUGCACUCCAUUAGGGCGUGAAGGAGAUGAAUGCCACCCUAUUAGCCAUAAGGUCCCUUUCUUCGGAAAACGGCAGCAUCACACCUGUCCUUGUAUGCCAACCUUCAUAUGUUCUAAAUUCACUGAUGGCCGAUACCGAUGCUCAGUAGACUUCAAGAACAUGGACUUUUAAUGAAAAGUGCUUUGUGACCCUUCAUACCUUUAUACCUUCACAGCAUGUUAAAAAGUCUUGAAGAUAAUUAAGUGUCAGUUUACACAGAUGAUUUAAAUGGGGCAGCCAGCAAUUAGUGAUUUCUUAACAUGCAGAUAUUGUUCCCGUAAAACAAAUAAGAGAUUCCAGAGCUGGGAUUAAAAAUGGAAACUUGCAGAA
Candoia aspera is the source of this 516-nucleotide messenger RNA. RefSeq names its product prokineticin 1 (gene PROK1). Gene Ontology annotation, biological process: endothelial cell proliferation. The record is from RefSeq and is a predicted model, not a curated record. The coding region runs from base 1 to 318 and encodes 105 amino acids. The transcript has 3 exons. NCBI's taxonomy places the organism in Eukaryota, Metazoa, Chordata, Lepidosauria, Squamata, Candoiidae.